This is a messenger RNA of Plasmopara halstedii, 273 nucleotides long. RefSeq lists its product as uncharacterized. The coding region runs from base 1 to 273 and encodes 90 amino acids. Lineage: Eukaryota; Oomycota; Peronosporomycetes; Peronosporales; Peronosporaceae. The transcript has 2 exons. The record is from RefSeq and is a predicted model, not a curated record.
AUGGCGCGCUUUAAGAGACAUAUUUUUACAUCAAACUUCGAUAAAUACAUUUUAAAAAAAUGGUUUAGUCUUGUUUUCUUGGAGGAGUUCGAGAAAUUGGGCAUUCCAAGACGACCCCACUCUUUGUCUUUUGCGAAUAUCGUUUGUCAAACCAAAGUAUUGCCCGCCAUAAUAGAACUCCAAGCUGACGUUCUUGAUGCCGUUGUAUUUGUCCAAUACGUCAAUGACAUUCUAAGCAUGGUGAAAGUUUUGGAAGCAGUGAUAAAAGCGUGA